This is a messenger RNA of Monoraphidium neglectum, 1704 nucleotides long. RefSeq lists its product as hypothetical. The record is from RefSeq and is a predicted model, not a curated record. Gene Ontology annotation, molecular function: aminoacyltransferase activity. Lineage: Eukaryota; Viridiplantae; Chlorophyta; Chlorophyceae; Sphaeropleales; Selenastraceae. Gene Ontology annotation, biological process: phospholipid homeostasis. The transcript is spliced from 6 exons. Bases 1 to 1704 code for a protein of 567 amino acids.
AUGCCGAAGGACAAUGAGCUGCCGGCCCUUGCCCAGUGGGCCAUCGGAGCCGGUGCAGGCGUGGCCAUCAACAUCGUCUUGUCGUCCUUAGCGACCGUCGCGUGCGCGGCCGAGCUCUCGCGCCGCGCGCUGGGCAGGCCAGACCCGGGGGUUCCCCUGCACACAGUGGCGCGCGUCACGCCCGUCCCCGGCACCGAGGCGCAGACGCCCGUGAUUGUUGCCCAAAUAGACUCCGACGACGACGGCUCCGCCGACCUGGCGCCAGAGGCGGUCGCCGAGGUGCAGCCAUUCGCCUCGGCCCGCCGGCCGGCGCAGCACCAGCAGCACCAGCAGGGGUCCAAGGCCGGCCGCGACCCUUCAAAGCUGCUGCCGCCGGUGAUCCCGGGGGUCAUGGAGGUGGUGCACAUCCCGGUCGAUGCAGAGAUGGGCGCCAAGUCGGACGCGUGGCGCAUGGUGGGCCCCUACGCGCGCCACUAUGGCGGGGGCGCCAUCUCCAGCUCCACCCUGUGGAACCCCGAGUACAUCCACAUGUUGGUCCCCGGCAUGGGCAGCCAGCCCUACGUCGUCGGCCGCGCCUACUGGCGCACCAUCGUCAUCGGCAUCGGCGACCCGCUGGCGCACCCCGCGCACUGGAGCGAGAUGGCCGCCGCGUUCAAGCGCGCGUUCCCGCACGCGACGUACGCGCACACGGGGCCGGAGUUCUCGCGGCUGCUGCGGGAUGAGCAGGGGUAUGCCGUCAACGACAUGGGGGCGGAGACAAAUAUCCUGAUCCAGAAGUGGGCCUACAGCAAGAAGACCCGCACGAUCCGCAACGCGGCGCGUGACGCGCGCGGGGCGGGGGUGGAGGUGCGGGAGCUGUCGCACAAGGACCUGACCACAGAGGUGUGCCGCCAGCUCGCAAACGUGACAGGCGACUGGGUGCAGCAGAAGUCUGUGAAGGACCAGAUGCUGCGCGUGUUCAUCCGCCACGUCGACUACGACAACCUCCACCUCGACGAGGGCGUGCGCCUGUUCGUCGCCGAGCGCACCCUGCCCGCGCCCGCGCCCGCGGGCGGCGACGGCGACGCGGACGACGCGUCCAGCACCAGCAGCACGGCGGCGGGGCCGAGGCGGAUCGAGGGUUUCGUGCUGGUGGACCCGAUGUGGCGGGACGGCAAGGUGUAUGGCUACGUCACCUCCCUCAACCGCAUGCGGCGCGACUCGCACCACGGCACCCUGAAGCUGCUGUACGAGGUGAUCAUGGCGGCCGCCAAGAAGGAGGGCAAGGAGGUGCUCACCUUUGGCUUCAGCCCCUUCUUCAACCUGCAGACCAAGCCGUUCCAGGGCCCGCCGUGGUCCGAACUGGCCACGAGGUUCAUGUUCAACUUCGGCAACAACCUCUACCAGUUUAAGAACCUCGCCUUCUCCAAGGCCAGGUAUGGCGGCUCGGUGGUGGGCGACGCCUACAAGGACCCGAACGUCACCAUGACUCACGUUUACGGCAUUACUCACCCGUCGCUCAUCAGCAUGAACUUCCUGGACCAGUAUGUCCUGCUGAUGUACGUCGGCUUUUUGGGCAACCUGUUUGACACGCUGCUGAAGCUGGCCGGCCUGCGGAAGGACAUGAACAACAGCUUCCAGGCGGACGACGCCGCCGGCAUCCCGCGGGGCGCCAGCUCAGCGUCGCUCGCGGCGGCGACGGCGGCCGGCGGCGAGGACGACUGA